Messenger RNA from Laccaria bicolor S238N-H82, 2170 nucleotides. RefSeq lists its product as uncharacterized. NCBI's taxonomy places the organism in Eukaryota, Fungi, Basidiomycota, Agaricomycetes, Agaricales, Hydnangiaceae. Bases 1 to 2016 code for a protein of 671 amino acids. Gene Ontology annotation, molecular function: phosphatidate phosphatase activity. Gene Ontology annotation, cellular component: actin cortical patch. The transcript is spliced from 7 exons. The record is from RefSeq and is a predicted model, not a curated record.
AUGGUGAGGGUUCGUUGCCCAGCACAGAGAUUGUCAGUCUCUUUCCUGGUUGGGCCGCCCGAAGCCAUAAGGCCGUUUGAAGUCGAAGCUUUCAUUUCUGGGUAUGCCGUCUCUCAUAGAUCUCUGGAAAAUGCAAGCCGUACCCAACGAACUUUUAUUCGUCUGGCCAAAAGUUUUGCGGCAUUGCCGAAACUUGUUGAGGAUCCUAACGCAGCGCCCAACACACUAUACUCUGUUCCUUUGACGGCCUCGACAGAAGAACUCCUCAAGCAAGUCAAACUUCCUCCACGUCCUACAGAAAUAACAGAAGGUUAUGAAAUAGAAGCUUUAGAGCGUGAAUAUCAACGAAUAAGGGAUAAUAAUUCUGACUCUGCAUCCUCUUCUCCCUCGUCCUCGAUAUCGGACCUUCCGCAGGAUGCCCCUAUAUCGGAGGCAUCUACCAUUUCUCCUGAAGUUUUUCGUCGUCUUCACGCUAACCUCGAGUCUCGCCUACAACCUUUUUGGUUCUCAGCAGUUGCCAACCGCACUAUCCGCCUUCACCUCUUCGCAUCACCACACCAAAAUCCUCCUCGCGCUGAUUCUAUUGACGAGACCGAUGCCUUGGGCAUUGAAAAACAUAAAGCACUAGCUACUCACGAUGUUUUUACCGGCCCAGAUGGAAGUUUUCAAGCGCGGUUCAAAGUUGAUUGGGAAGCCAUGUGUCAGCAUUCUGAAGCGUUGCACAUUGCAUUCGGUGAUGCCGUGGCAGAGCAUAACUUCAAGGUUAUUGCUCAACUCAUGCCACCAACCUUGACCCCCUCUCCUCAAGCUCCUCCUGUAGUCCAAACAUCGCCUGCUUCGUGCAUGAUCAAGAUUCCGAUUACUCACUGCCCCAUACGCGUCAUCUCUGAUAUUGACGACACAGUGAAGAGGUCAGAUAUCAUGAGUGGCGCGCGCGCGGUAUUCAAGAACGUGUUUGUGAAGGAACUUCAAGAGAAUGUUAUCCCAGGGAUGGGGGAAUGGUAUCAAAGUAUGUUUACAAGGGGUGUGCGCUUUCAUUACGUAUCGAAUGGCCCUUUUGAGAUUCUUCCUAUUGUAAACGACUUCCUCAAAGUCGCAGGGCUUCCCCCUGGUUCGAUAAAACUCAGGUCCUAUGCUGGCCGGUCUUUGUUCAGUGGACUUCUUUCGGCUCCCGCCGCUCGCAAACGCGCUGGGCUCGUUGACAUCCUGGAUUCCUUCCCCGAGUCAAAGUUCUUCCUCAUUGGAGACUCUGGAGAGCAAGACUUGGAGCUCUAUGCUGAUAUAGCACGCGAACGUCCUGACACUAUCCUGGCAGUGUUCAUCAGAGACGUGGAUUCGGGAGAGCCAAUCAAUGACCCUACUGGCUGGGAUGUGAUGGAUGCAGCUGGGACCAGACCUUCGUCUGCUCCACUCGUCCCCAGGUCUGACAGUACCACCACUUCUCCUGUUGAUUCUGUCGAUCGCGCCAACCAGGAGACCAUCUUCGUAGGCAUGAAGAGAGCCCUAUCUGAUCAUGUGAUUAGUCGCUUGAGCUCAACCUCUUCGGGCUCCGCGACUUCUUCCCAGAAGAAGAAAACUUCUUUGCUCAGCGUUUUGGAAAUACCAGAAAAUGGGUCACAGUAUUUCAGCUCAGCACCGAUCAGCGAUGAGCCUGAGGCUUUCGCGAAUGGAAAAGGCGGAGAGUUAUGGCCCCCAUCAUCAACAGCUCAAGCCUCCACAACCACCUUCUCCGGACCAUCACCAAGCCCCACCGAAUCUUCGUUGAAGUCACCUCUCUCCACACGCGUCUAUGCGAAGUUGAUCAACAAGGCCACACCACCUCUCUCAUUAUCUAUCAAGUCCUCUGCCAUGCAAUCGAACUCCUCCUUCGCCUCGACGUCAUCCAUGGAACCUACGAGGAAAGCGUCACUUCCCGAUGCACAGAGGAGGAGGAGUGACUUGCAGAUGCGGGUUUGUCGUGCGCGUAUGCAGAUUCCGGGACAUAUUCCGUUGAGGAUCUUUCGAGAUCCUAGAUAAUUUGAGGGGACUCCUUUUGAGGGCAACCGGGUCGACAUAACUUGUAAGGGGCUUCCACUGGCUGGAAUGCAUCAUGUAUAAGGUACAUAAACGAUUAGUGUAGUACUUAGUUAUACAGUAGGGACACGGUAAUGAUUAUUUCACUAUAUUUCGC